Monascus purpureus is the source of this 2496-nucleotide messenger RNA. The record is from the annotation of a GenBank genome assembly. NCBI's taxonomy places the organism in Eukaryota, Fungi, Ascomycota, Eurotiomycetes, Eurotiales, Aspergillaceae.
GUGAUCCGCUUCCAUUCUUGAUGACGUCCGAUAUCCAUUCAUUGAAACCAUGAAUAGACUCAAAAUUGUUAUUAAUCUCCGAUUGUAUAUCCAUAAACCGGUUUGCCGAACGGAAAUAGCCCUUUUCGGCCCGAGUCAGGCAGUCGGAAGCUGACGUGAGCAUUUGUGAUGAUGACAAUUAUACCCGCUCAUUUACUCUGCGCGGUUAUUCAGAACAGGAGUGGGUUUCAAUCUAUGAUCGUAACUUCGGAAAAGGACCUAACCUAAUCUGUUCCAUGGUUAAUGAGAUCGACAUCGUGUAUGGCAUGGCCUCGAACAUACCAUCCCUCUGCAAUAUCGACGACAUAUUUUCUGUACAGUGGUCCACUUGACGUAGAUGACCCGCAACGAAUGCUUAUGCAACAGAUUACUGAGGAUUACUGGAGAUUCGAUGAAAACUUAAUGGAAGACCAGACCGCAAGCCAGCACUGUAUAUAAGCUGUGUGCGAGGAUCUUGGGAAAUGGCGCUCUGUUAUCCCAGACAGUCGGUUCUUGUUUUAUUGACUGCCUGCAUAUCUGUGCCUGCCCACUAUGACACGCAGUCUGGCUCUCCUCGGAGUGCUGCCCUCCUUGCAGCGGCCGUUCCUCAGCCUCACUUGCCUCAUUUGUCGAAUUCUAACUACGACUAUAUUGUCAUUGGAGGAGGCACUAGCGGUCUAACAGUCGCCAACCGUCUGUCGGAAAAUCCGAAUCUCAACGUUCUCGUCAUCGAAGCUGGUAGCUCAGUUUUUGACAACCCCAAUGUCACCGAUGUGAACGGAUACGGACUAGCAUUGGGUACUGACAUUGACUGGCAAUACGAGUCUGUCAAUCAGACAUAUGGAGGUGGCUCUCCCCAGGUUCUUCGUGCCGGCAAGGCCCUGGCUGGUACCAGUGCCAUCAAUGGUAAGGUUCAAAUUCGAUCCUCACACAUGCGCAAAUUGAGCUAAUCAGUGAGAUAGGAAUGGCUUACACUCGUGCUGAGGACGUCCAAAUUGAUGCCUGGCAAGCUAUUGGCAACGCGGGCUGGACUUGGAAUAGCCUUUUCCCUUACUAUCUGAAGAGUGAGAACCUGACUCGUCCUAACCAACAACAAAUUGAAGCUGGGGCUUCUUAUAAUCCAGCUGUCAAUGGCGAGGAGGGUCAUCUCCAUGUUGGCUUCAAGGAUUAUCCUGUUGGCGAUCUCACGACUUAUUUGAACCAGACCUACCAGGGCCUUGGGAUCCCAUGGACGGAGGAUGUAAACGGUGGAAAGAUGCGUGGCUUUAAUAUUAUGCCUUCCACCAUUGACUAUGCCGCCCAGGUGCGUGAGGAUGCUGCGCGUGCGUAUUACUGGCCCUUCAAAUCUCGCGCCAAUCUCCACGUCAUGCUCGACACAUUUGUGAACCGAAUUGUGUGGGACGGCAAGGCUCUCGAUGGCCAGGUGACCGCGCAGGGCGUCGAGGUGACUUCGAGCAACGGAACUGUCAGUGUGAUCCCUGCGAAGCGAGAAGUCAUUGUAUCGGCAGGCUCUCUGAAGUCUCCCGGCAUUCUUGAGCUCUCAGGUAUCGGCAAUCCCGCGAUCCUUAGGAAGCAUAACAUCCCCGUUCAGGUCGAUCUACCCACCGUCGGCGAGAACCUACAGGAUCAAACGAACACUGAUAUGGGGGCUUCUGGUUUCCGCAACAUCACUGGUGCCAAUACACUUGUUUACCCAAAUAUUUACGACAUUUUUGGUAACGAGACUGAAUCCUUGGCCCAGUCCCUGCUCCACAAGUUGAAACAGUACGCUUCGGACGCGGCGAAGGUCAGCGGCGGCACCAUGAAGGAAGCCGACCUAGAACGUCUCUUCCAGUUGCAGUACAAUCUUAUCUUCAAGGAGAACGUACCGAUUGCCGAGAUCAUUAUUUCUCCUGGCGGUGGAAAGGCAGUAGCUUCUGAAUACUGGGGUCUUCUCCCCUUUUCCCGAGGCAACGUUCAUAUCUCCUCAUCUAGCCCUCUUGAUAAACCAACCAUCAACCCCAACUACUUCAUGUUCGACUACGAUAUGGAUAUCCAUGUUUCUAUCGCCAAGUUCAUCCGCCGAAUCUUCGAGACUGAGCCCAUGCGGGGCCUCAUCCAGGAGGAGACCGCCCCUGGUUUCUCUGCCGUUGCCCAAAACUCUUCUGAUGAUGCCUGGAAGAACUGGCUUCUUGAUGGACACUAUCGCUCCAACUUUCAUCCUGUCGGCACAGCCGCAAUGAUGCCUCGUUCUCUUGGUGGUGUUGUGAAUGACCAGCUCACUGUCUACGGUACUACCAACGUCAGAGUUAUCGAUGCCUCCAUUGUUCCAUUCCAGGUUUGCGGGCAUUUGACGAGCACCCUGUAUGCAAUCUCAGAGCGGGUUGCUGAGAUCAUGAAGAUGGAGGCUGCUUUCUGAGAUGUUACGUGCCAAGUCAUGUUAGAUAGAUAGCAACGUCAGGUUGCAUUAGACAUAGUUAAUACUAUUGGUUAUCCUAC